AUGUCCAAAGCUGAGCUUACAUUGCCUAAAUCUCCAGUUUUAGAUCCCACAGCUCAAUUUAUAAAAGAAUUGAUUAAACAAAGAGGUACUUUAAAAGGCCGGUUAACUAAAUUGUCCGUUUAUGUUAAUUCUUUUGAAAAUCAAUUUCUAGACCGCGCUAAAAGGGCUGAGUUAAAUUUAAGGAUGCAGGGCGCAGCCAAUAUAUUGUCAGAAUUUAACAAUGUACAAAACAAACUAGACGGGGUUCUUCCUGAGUCACAGGACGAUGAACAGCUCGACGAGAGAGAAUCCUUUGAAAGUUCUCUCAGUUUAACCGCCUUCAACGCACCAUGGCGUAUAUUAAACGUUUUCUACAUAAUAGCCAUAAAACAAACU
Brenthis ino (lesser marbled fritillary) is the source of this 375-nucleotide messenger RNA. Lineage: Eukaryota; Metazoa; Arthropoda; Insecta; Lepidoptera; Nymphalidae. The record is from the annotation of a GenBank genome assembly.